Neoarthrinium moseri is the source of this 966-nucleotide messenger RNA. RefSeq lists its product as uncharacterized. Lineage: Eukaryota; Fungi; Ascomycota; Sordariomycetes; Amphisphaeriales; Apiosporaceae. Gene Ontology annotation, biological process: carbohydrate metabolic process. The transcript has 4 exons. The record is from RefSeq and is a predicted model, not a curated record. Gene Ontology annotation, molecular function: arabinan endo-1,5-alpha-L-arabinosidase activity. The coding region runs from base 1 to 966 and encodes 321 amino acids.
AUGUUGUUCGCGAAGCUAGUGAGCGGCCUCCUGGCUCUUGCGGCCGGCGUCGCCGCCUACGGCAACCCGGGAGCCUGCUCUGGCGACUGCUGGGCCCACGACCCAGCUGUCAUUCAGCGGUCUUCGGAUGGUGUUUAUUUCCGCUUCAACACCGGCUCCAAGAUCGGCAUCUGGAAGUCCUCUGCUCUGGAGGGACCUUGGGUAUACCAGGGUGCGGCCAUUCCGGCGGGCAGCAAGAUCAAUCUGGCUGGGAAGGAUGAUCUUUGGGCCCCAGAUGUCCAGAAAGUUGGCAACAGCUACAUCAUGUACUACGCUGUGUCGACCUUCGGCUCGCAGAAUUCUGCCAUCGGCUAUGCGACCUCUUCUACCAUGGAGUACGGCUCCUGGACCGACCAUGGCGCAACCGGCAUUUCCUCCUCUUCGGGCAAGUCGUAUAACGCCAUCGAUCCGAACUUAAUCGCCGUAGGGUCCUCGUACCUGAUGACCUUCGGCUCGUUCUGGGGCGAUAUCUACCAGGCGCCCAUGUCGUCGGCGGCCACGUCGGCCACGGGCUCAUCCUACAACCUCGCCUACCAGCCGUCGGGCUCGCACGCGCAGGAGGGCGCCUUCAUGUGGUACCGGUCGGGCUACUACUACCUCUUCUGGAGCGAGGGCAUCUGCUGCGGCUACGACUCCAGCAAGCCCGCUGCCGGCGCCGAGUACAAGAUCCGCGUCUGCCGCAGCACCAGCGCCACCGGCGGCUUCGUCGACAAGAACGGCGCCAGCUGCACCAGCGGCGGCGGCACCACCGUUCUCGAGAGCCACGGCAAUGUCUACGGGCCCGGCGGCCAGGGUAUCUUCUCCGACGGAGCCCACGGCACCGUGCUGUACUACCACUAUGCCAACACCAACAUUGGUCUUGCGGACGCCAAGUACCAGUUUGGCUGGAACGUUAUUGGCUGGUCUGGUGGCUGGCCGUCUGUAUAG